This is a messenger RNA of Anopheles coluzzii, 3335 nucleotides long. Its product is annotated as elongation of very long chain fatty acids protein AAEL008004. The record is from RefSeq and is a predicted model, not a curated record. The transcript is spliced from 11 exons. The coding region runs from base 752 to 1765 and encodes 337 amino acids. Gene Ontology annotation, biological process: fatty acid elongation, saturated fatty acid; sphingolipid biosynthetic process; very long-chain fatty acid biosynthetic process. Gene Ontology annotation, cellular component: endoplasmic reticulum membrane. Lineage: Eukaryota; Metazoa; Arthropoda; Insecta; Diptera; Culicidae. Gene Ontology annotation, molecular function: fatty acid elongase activity.
GCCGCCCCCGGUUCAGUGGUGGGAGAACUCGCUAAAACCAACGUCAAAAUCCAGCGGAAGCGUCAGUUGCUUACAAUCACAUUGGAUGCGUAGGAAACCCAUCUAGAUCGCGAGAGCUGUACACAUUCACGUUCCUGCUGCUGCCGUAGUGUGGUCGGUGCUUCGUCUCAGCCCGUGUGUUUCGUCUGUUCGCUAGCACCACCAAGUGCUAGAGCGGUCGCCCUCUCAGUGCAAUCGGCCAACAUCCCCAAGUGCAAUUCUUGUCGCCAAGAAGAAUUUAACAACGUUUUGGGGAGAGAGGCUAUAGCCAAAGAAACAAUUCUAACGCGCGCGCGAGUGUGCCCUUGUGACCGUACGUGUGUGUACUGUUGUUUUUUGUUAUAUUUUAUUUUUCCUCGUUUGGUGUAUUUGUGUGUCCCAGUGCUGCUGCUUGUUGCUCAUUUUUGGCAAAGACAAUCCACCUCCCGGUUCAGCUUGCUCUUCCCGGCCAGUUGCGGAGAGCAAAGUGCAGUUUUGUAGAAGAAGAAAAAACUGUUCUCCAUCGGAAUUGCCGUCCCUGCAGCAUUGCAACAAAUAUCAUCCUCAACGAAAACUCCCAACCCCGUGGUUCGUAACCGUACAUCGCCAUCCCUUCACGCGAAUAAAGCAUCAUCAGUAGUGGUGUCAUCUAGCGUCUGAAAUAUCCGUUCCAGUUCCGCGCCAUCGCUGUUCGUUUUUGCCGGCCGUCACAAACCCGCACAUACUCACAGAAAUGGCCUUAAUUAUGAAAUACAUUGACAGUAUGCAUCACUACAUGGACAAAUACGGAGAUCCCCGGACGAAAGAAUGGCCACUGAUGUCGUCGCCGCUCCCUACCCUAGCACUAUGUUUAGGAUAUGUGUACUUAGUCAAAGUUCUGGGCCCAAGGCUAAUGGAAAACCGCAAACCCUUCCAGCUCAAAAACACCCUCAUAGUGUACAACUUCGUUCAAGUCGUGUUCAGUGCCUGGUUAUUCUAUGAGAUUGGUGUAUCGGGUUGGCUAACGGGACAUUAUAACUUCCGAUGCCAGCCAGUCGACUAUAGUAACCACCCCAAAACGCUGCGGAUGGUGCAUGCCUGCUGGUGGUACUACUUCUCCAAAUUCACCGAGUUCUUUGACACGUUCUUCUUUGUGAUGCGCAAAAAGAGUAGUCAAGUGUCUACACUGCACGUCAUUCACCACGGAUGUAUGCCAAUGUCGGUGUGGUUCGGUGUUAAGUUCACUCCAGGCGGUCACAGCACAUUCUUCGGUCUGUUGAACACGUUCGUACACAUAGUAAUGUAUACGUACUAUCUGUUUACUGCCCUCGGACCGCAAUUCCAGAAAUACCUGUGGUGGAAGAAAUACCUAACCGCCCUUCAGAUGGUUCAAUUCGUCCUGAUUAUGGUACACGCUUUCCAACUGCUGUUCAUCGACUGCAACUACCCGAAAGCUUUCGUCUGGUGGAUCGGAAUGCACGCUGUGAUGUUCUUCUUCCUGUUCAACGAGUUCUACCAGAACACAUACAAAGUUCAAAAGCAGAAGAGGGCCGCCGCCGCCAAGAAGCGAGAAGCUGAGGCGCUUCUGCUACAACAACAACAGCAGCAGCAACAGCAGAAUGGCCACGUUGCCAACGGUAGCGCCAACGGUACGCUCAGCAAUGGCACCGGCAACAAGGCGGCCGACUACUACGUCCGCGGCGACCUUCCCGCCGAGAUGGAACUGACGCAACGGCCGGCGACGAACACGCACACGGCAGCCCAAUAAUAGCGGGAAUAUGGCAGGCCGGAUUCGGUUCUUGUAAUUAAUUAUUAAUUUAUUGUAAAAUUGUCCCCGGAACCCCCAUCCCCCCAUACCGUGUGUGUUUGUAUGUGUGUGUGUGUGUUAGCACGUGUGUGCAAACGGGAGGGUAUCGUAGAUGCCACUGGUUAAUCGCGUAUUCCAAAACCAAACCGAAAUCCCGCACCGUUGCGGAUGAUACUCGUUCUGCUACUUUUUUUGUUCUCCUUCAGUUUCGCAAUCUAUUGCACGACCUCACCGCAUCAGAUGGUGUUGCUAUAUGCAUCUUUUUAAUUAAAUUUUUGGUUUUAUGCCUAUCCGUAAUACUACUACCUCCCUGGAGCUGAAACAAACAAACAAACAUACUGGAACAAGCACACACGUCGCAAAGAGACAAACCUACUAAGAACAUUCAACCGCGAGGAAGGCUGCUAAAGGGCAAGGAAUAGAUACGGGCGUGAAUGUUACGGCUUCUGGUCUAUUUACGAUUUCAUGCGAACGAACUGGUCGUGUAUGUCUUUGGGCAUAUAUAGUGGGAGAUUAAGAGGACCGGGCAGCUUUAUUCCCUUUCUUGUCUUUUUUAAGUUGCUAAGAAAGUUACAAUGGUGUUUAAAUAGUGAUGAUUUAUUUUGAAGAAGAAGAAGAAGAAGAAAGAUGCAAAGUUAGACAGAAACUAAGCUGACAGGUUUUGUGUACAGAAUGCAGCGACGAAAAUGUAAUAGCCGUAGGUGCAAUGAUGGUGCAACAAUCAGGAAUAAAUCAAGCUAGCCAGAGCACACGCGCAAACCAGCUAGCUGAACUGAAUGUGGCAAGCGCCAAGGCAUAGCGUUCGUUUUUAAGGGCUAGUAAGAGAAUGGGAACGUAACAACGGUCGAAUAAAAUCAAGGAUAUAGUUCAUAGGAAAAAGUUCAAGCAAAACAAGAUGUCUGUAUGUAUGCGUCGGGGAGGAGUGUAUGUGUGUAUGCUUGAUGAGCGUAUGGUAAGCGUGUUUUACAGUAACGACACACGUGUUGUACAAUGCGAUGUCACAAUCCAGCAGUUAUGGAUGGUGUGGCUUGACGAUCCACGGAUACGCGUCGUCGUCGUCCCACUUUGCUUGUUGAGUCGACCGUGCACAUAGCGCACCCCAAACACGUAUACUGCGCGCUCGGUCUAGUGAGCAGGAAAUAGGAGCAGAGCAUAAGUGAGAACGUAUAACCGACAGCGAUCGGCUGAGGUGCAUCCACCCGCGAGGGUUUUAGUAACCAUUUUUCCGUGUGUCAACACAAGUCUUUUGGCGCUUUCAUGACACCUGCUCCCCCUUCCAUCCAUCCCUCCAUCCUUCCUGUCCAACCUUCCAAAUCCUCUCCCGAACUCACCCAUCUGAGCUUCCCGUCGAUCACCAGUCAAGGUUCCACCAGUCCUACCGGUGCAAUUGCCGUAUACCUGUCGUGAUGUGUGGUGUCCUAUAUUUACAUAUAAGUGAAAUACCAAUCUACUUUUUUCGCUCUAAGUCUAAGGAUUUUUUUUUAUUUUGAAGGACACUUUCGGCAAUAAAAUACAGAAGAUUUGAAAUGUA